AACACGAAGCAGUGGAGCCUUGGACACCUGGGAACCAUUCAGGACCUGCUGGAGCGGGAGUGCGGAGUGGUCAUCGAAGGCGUCAACACCCCCUACCUGUACUUCGGCAUGUGGAAGACCGCCUUCGCCUGGCACACGGAGGACAUGGACCUUUACAGCAUCAACUACCUGCACUUCGGGGAGCCCAAGACGUGGUACGCGGUGCCCCCGGAGCACGGCCGGCGCCUGGAACGCCUGGCCAGGGAGCUUUUCCCGGGCAGCUCGCGGGGCUGUGAGGCCUUCCUGCGGCACAAGGUGGCUCUCAUCUCGCCCACGGUCCUCAAGGACAACGGCAUCCCCUUCGGUCGGGUCACUCAGGAGGCUGGAGAGUUCAUAGUCACGUUUCCCUAUGGCUACCACUCUGGCUUCAACCAUGGCUUCAACUGCGCGGAAGCCAUCAAUUUCGCCUCCCCGCGCUGGAUCGAUUACGGCAAAGUGGCCUCGCAGUGCAGCUGCGGGGAGGCCCGGGUCGCCUUCUCCAUGGACGCCUUCGUGCGCAUCCUGCAACCGGAGCGCUACGAGCUGUGGAAACGCGGGCAGGACCGGACCGUGGUGGACCACACGCAGCCCACGGCGCCGGGCAGCCAGGGCCUGAACGCCUGGAGGGAGAUCCGCUCGGCCGGGGGAGCCGCUGUCGUCCCGAGGCACCACCAGCCCCACUGCGCUCUGUGCCCCCGUGGGCCUGUAGACGUGGGCGAUGGGGCCAGCCCCCGAGGCCCUGAGCCUGCUGUGUCCCGGAGCACCUCGCCAGCCCGGGGUUCUUGCUCUGCCGCCCAGUUCGGGGCUGCAGCCACCCGCACCUCCGGGGAGCCCAGCCCGACCCAGCCGCCGACCUCAGGUCCAUCCGCCCCGGAUGGAAAC
Physeter macrocephalus (sperm whale) is the source of this 900-nucleotide messenger RNA. RefSeq names its product lysine-specific demethylase 4D-like. Gene Ontology annotation, biological process: chromatin remodeling; regulation of gene expression. Lineage: Eukaryota; Metazoa; Chordata; Mammalia; Artiodactyla; Physeteridae. Gene Ontology annotation, cellular component: nucleus; chromatin. The annotation marks the transcript as partial. The record is from RefSeq and is a predicted model, not a curated record. Gene Ontology annotation, molecular function: histone H3K9 demethylase activity. The transcript has a single exon.